Synchiropus splendidus (mandarinfish) is the source of this 4251-nucleotide messenger RNA. It is a transcript of the gene zic1, whose product is annotated as zic family member 1 (odd-paired homolog, Drosophila). The coding region runs from base 2190 to 3506 and encodes 438 amino acids. Gene Ontology annotation, molecular function: RNA polymerase II cis-regulatory region sequence-specific DNA binding; DNA-binding transcription factor activity, RNA polymerase II-specific. Lineage: Eukaryota; Metazoa; Chordata; Actinopteri; Syngnathiformes; Callionymidae. Gene Ontology annotation, biological process: central nervous system development; regulation of transcription by RNA polymerase II. The transcript has 3 exons. The record is from RefSeq and is a predicted model, not a curated record. Gene Ontology annotation, cellular component: nucleus.
GCCAAUAUGUUUUUACUUAAAACGCAUUAACGGUUUCUGGUCGACAUUUGACAGAACAGUCGGCGUCUCUAUUAAGGCUAAUUAUUAUAUAUGAAAGCGCAAGAAUAACUAUUCACUUAGAACGUGUGUUUACAAUACAUAAGUUAUAUCUGUUGGUCUAUGGGAUGAGACUUUCUUACCGUGGACACCUGUUGAUCAAUCGCCGGAAAAAAGGCACAUCACAUGAUCUCAAUUUGGUCAAAUUGUUCAUCAAUAUAAGCGUGUCUCCAUCGUUGGACCCUCCAGACUGACUUGCUUGGUAGAAAGUAACCAAGUAGCCACGACGAUAUUUUAAUGGUUGGUAUGACACGUCUGUGCAUGUGGCUUUGAACUCUAGCAGCCGGAGGUUCCAGCAGGGAGCGCCGCAAAUCCCACUUGAUAACAGCCCACAGCGCUUUUACUCACUUUUGCGCACAAGCCAUGCAUCAUUUUUUUUAUUUCCAAACUGGUGAGCUACUAUGGUCGAUUGGCAUUUCUUUUGCCAUAGUAGGUUCGAGUUCAUCACUGGACUUUCUGGACUCGUUCAUUGUAGGUCGAUGCACACGAUGCUCGGUGUGAUGAUGUGGAAAUCUAAAACACAGAUGUUGCACUGAUGUGAGUGGAAACUGUGUCCAGGAGAGCAAGGCGGCUUGUGAGCAACAGCAAGAAAAAAGUAUGACACUAAACGCGGGGUUUUAUAAUGUUCAUGUGGUGACAGUCCACUGAUUUAAUAUCAACCUCAAGGAGAUUGACGUGUCCAAGUUUGGAGCACUUUUUGGCGAUGUGGGAACAUCAUCCAUCAAAUAAUGGAUUUAGUACCACACGUCUAAAAAGUGUGUGUUUUUAAGCAUGCCGUUUCGAGGUGCAGUCUUGGGGAAAACACCCCCUUGUGGGGCCCUUGUGCCGAGCGGUUAAUACUCAAUAUGAGGAUGCAGGAUCAUUAUGAUUAAGUUUAGGUUUGAUUCCUGGUUGAGGGUAGCCAUAUGUUUUGGAUGGUUAGGUUCAGGGUGAGAGGCUGCCAAUGAAGGACCCCACAUAAAUGGUGUGACAAUGGUGUACCUGGUUCAGAUAUACUUGUGGGGAACUGAUUCUUGGAAAUGCACCUACUUGUGAGGACAUUUUGCUCCCCACAAGUCCCCACAAGGUCAAGCCUCAAAUUGAGGAUUAACACUUCAAAAUAACCAGCUCAUUGUAGUUGAAUUUGAGUUUGAUUUAGGUCCUGGUUAAGGUUAGCCAUGUGUUUUGGAUGAAUGUCCCCACAAUACAUGCAUGUAUGUAUAUAUGUACUAUAUGUGGGUGUAUGUCAUCACUUGCAUAUGUGCACGUAUAAGUGCACGAACUAGGUCUAUACAUGUUUAUAUACACGCUGACAAACACAUUACACACUUAUAUAUAGACAUUUAAACGCAUUCAUUUCAGGAUUCCACCACUAAUGUGUUUGCAGUGGCAGAUAUGAUGACAGGCACUGCUAUGUUCAUAUCUACAUUGAUUGUUGCAUGGUAAAGCCCAGUCAAUAAAGGUGCCUUUAUUUUACUUCCUUUCAGGCAUGAAUUCUUCUGCCUUAAAUUUUUACUCCUGGUACUACAGUCGCCCUCCAGAGUCCAAAAGAAAGUGGGUUACAGCAGGCUGCAUGCAACUGUCCGUGUUUGUGUGUGAGACAGACAGAGCAAACUAGAGAGAUCAGCUUCCUCUCUAUAUCUGGGAGUGAUGAUGCAGAGGCCAAUCGAAGCGUGGGCCGCGCUCCGCGGAUUGUUAUUUGGUGAAUGUAUGUUAUUGGGGGGGUAAGCGCGUCAGCCAAUGGCCGCGCCGCUGGGUGAACAUGUGACCGCCCCUCCUCAACCAUUCAUCAGGGCUGGACUGUGUUGUCUUUUCAAUUCAUUUAUCUGCAGGAAUGAUUGCGACUAUCAGUCUGGAGCUCACCGCCUGACUGAGGAGGUGAAAGUUGAGCCACAGGAAGACAAACCGCACAAAGACAAUACUGCGUGUUUACAUGCUCGUGGACGCGCCGUGCAUGGGCAUCUUCGGCAGAAAGAGAGGAAAAGUGCAGCGGAUUUGAGAGUUUGCUCGGUCGAGUCAGGUCCAAUAGACAGUGAGAGAGAGGGGGAGGAAGAAUAUCUGUGCGCGUUUUUUUGACUCCUGCUCUCAGUCGUCUCGGCGAGUGAAGACUGAAGAUGCUCCUGGACGCUGGACCGCAGUAUCCCACGCUAGGAGUCACUACUUUCGGCUCCUCGCGGCAUCACUCAACAGGCGAAGUCACAGAGAGAGAAGUGGCGUUGGGGAUCAAUCCCUUCGCGGACGGGAUGGGCGCCUUCAAGAUCAACCACAGCUCCCACGACAUCGGCUCCGGGCAGACGGCGUUUUCCUCGCAGGCGCCCGGUUACGCAGCAGCCGCCCUCGGGCACCACCACCACCCGACCCACGUCGGCUCCUACUCCACCUUCAACUCCACCCGGGAGUUUCUCUUCAGGAAUCGGGGCUUCGGGGACGCCGCCGGAGCGCAGCACAGUUUGUUCGCCUCCGGGAGUUUCGCGGGGCCACACGGACACUCAGAUGCGGCGGGACACCUGCUCUUCCCCGGGCUCCACGAGCAAGCGGCCGGCCACGCGUCCUCCAAUGUGGUCAACAGCCAGAUGCGACUGGGCUUCUCCGGGGACAUGUACGGCCGGGCGGAGCAGUACGGCCACGUUACGAGCCCGCGCUCCGACCACUACGCGUCCACCCAGCUGCACGGCUACGGCCCCAUGAACAUGAACAUGGCCGCGCACCACGGAGCCGGGGCCUUCUUCAGGUACAUGCGGCAGCCCAUCAAGCAGGAGCUCAUCUGCAAGUGGGUCGAGCCGGAGCAGCUGACCAACCCCAAAAAGUCGUGCAACAAAACUUUCAGCACGAUGCACGAACUGGUGACCCACCUGACGGUGGAGCAUGUGGGGGGCCCGGAGCAGACCAACCAUAUCUGCUUCUGGGAGGACUGUUCCAGAGAAGGGAAGCCCUUCAAAGCCAAAUACAAACUUGUGAAUCAUAUCCGGGUACACACUGGGGAGAAGCCCUUCCCGUGCCCUUUCCCCGGCUGUGGCAAAGUCUUUGCGCGUUCAGAAAAUCUCAAAAUCCACAAAAGGACGCACACCGGUGAGAAGCCUUUUAAGUGUGAGUUUGACGGCUGCGACCGGCGGUUUGCAAACAGCAGUGACCGCAAGAAACACAUGCACGUCCACACGUCCGACAAGCCGUACCUGUGCAAAAUGUGCGACAAGUCCUACACACACCCCAGCUCCCUCCGAAAACACAUGAAGGUUCACGAGUCCACUAAUCCCGGAUCGCAGCCAUCGCCUGCGGCCAGCUCAGGCUACGAGUCCUCCACGCCCCCCACCAUCGUGUCCCCGUCCACAGACAACCAGAGCAGCACUUCGAUAUCACCAGCAGCCUCUUCAGUACACCACACCAGCAGCCACAACACGCUGACGUCCAAUUUCAAUGAAUGGUACGUGUAAAUAUAGUGGUGGGGUGGUGGCACUGCGGAAUCAAAGACUUUAUCGUGGAAAGAAUCAUCCCCUUCCCCAAAAAAACGAGCAAUUACCGGCUGCCCUUAUUGUCAUGCAUGGACAAUUACCGACAGGAGGACAGCUAAACUAUUAUUUUUACCGAAAGACUCCAAAAUAAAAGCAUGUUCUGGAUUUUUGUACAUAAGUAUUUCACCAAAUGUGGGGGAAAAUGUAUUUUAUUUUGUAAAUAUCACAAGGGAAUUUGUGUAAAAUGUGCUCCCUAGAUAUAUGGAAAAAUGCUUUUAUCGGAUUGACUGAAAAAGAAUGUUAUAGUUGUGUACCAAAAUGUGAAUUAUUCAGUAUUUACAGUCUACGACUUCCUCUUAGUAUUCAAUGUGCUUUUUGUAGACUCCAGUGCAACAUCCUUUUUCCGUCCAAUUAAAAAAAAGUAGCACAGUAUCAUUGUUGUUAUUUAAAUGUCAUGUCGAUUAAAAAUGAAAUCGUGUAGUGAAAAAAAAACCGUGUCGAUCUGUUCAUGUACGUGAUAACUAUAAACAAAAAAUAUCUCUUGUCUUUGUCUGGAAGGUAAAGUAGCUCAAUUUUCCAUAUUUAUCCGCAUGUGAUGUUAGAUAUGAUCGAUAUUUAUGGAGAAAUGCGCUCGUAUGUAAUAUUUAGUUUCAAAAAUAAAUGUUUGGAUACAUUUUUCGUACUAUAUUAAAGGAUUGAAAAUACUGUUAAAGGCGUUGGGGGUUAU